AUGUUCCGCAUAUUUGUGGACCCAAGUAUCCGACCGCAUGAUACCGCAUUAGUCAAAGCCAUCAAGUCCAGAGAUAUCGGCCUCGUGGAACGACUGGCAGGAGUCGCAGGUCUGAAGGGCUUAGUGGACGAGAACGGUAACAGUGCACUGCACGUAGCUGCUCACUUGGGUCUUCGCUAUGAGGCGGAAUGCCUGAUGAUAAAUGGCGCCAACAUAGAAGCAGAGAACAAGCUGGGACACACCCCACUUGUGCAAGCAAUUCGAGCCAAGCAACUAACUCUGGUGAACUUGCUUCUUGAAUACGGGGCAAACAAGAAUGCAGUCAACCACGGAGGUCGAACAACGCUUCAAGGAGCAUGCCAGAUGCAAUGCACAGAUAUCAUUGUGGCGCUACUUGCUUUCACAGACAGCGUACAGCUCGAGGAAUUUGUCAACCGACGUGCUGACAACGGUCGGACGGCGCUGUCAUUUAUGAGUCCCACUGGAGCGAUCGAAAUUAUCAAACUGCUGUUGGACGCUGGAGCGAGCCCAGAAAUCGAAGAUCAAAAUGGAAAUUCCUCACUGUCAUGGGCUGCUUUCUGGGGCCAGACGGAGACAGUCAAAUUGUUUCUAGAUAGCGGCGCGUCCAAGAACCCUCCGUCGAGAAUCUCCAAGUGGAAGAAAAACGGGUUCCAAACGAGCGUGUCUGAAAAAACAAGAGUGGAGAUACUUGCCUUACUGGAAACACCUGAGAGCUCAAGAUUCAAAUGGAAGUGGGGCCGAAGCAAGUAA
Dissoconium aciculare CBS 342.82 is the source of this 771-nucleotide messenger RNA. RefSeq names its product ankyrin. The record is from RefSeq and is a predicted model, not a curated record. Gene Ontology annotation, molecular function: protein binding. Bases 1 to 771 code for a protein of 256 amino acids. The transcript has a single exon. Lineage: Eukaryota; Fungi; Ascomycota; Dothideomycetes; Mycosphaerellales; Dissoconiaceae.